UGCAGCACAGAAAGAAGAAAGCUAAACGGAGACUGAAUGUUAAACUUUCACUCUGUACAUUAAGUUUAAUGGUUGUAUCAACGGCUUCAUAUGACAGGAAAUGAUCUGGGCGUUUUGUUCACUUAUUCUGGAUGCCCUUAGUUUCACAGAGCAACUGGUAACAUGGAUUGCACCUCGGAAGGGGACAGCUGAACUCUCCUCCAGCUUAGUGAGGAAAGAGCAGCGAUGAAAUCCGUGGACUGUGUGCACGUCAUCCAACAGAAGGAUACCGCCUCCUCUCCCUCUGCCCCCCCUGGUGCUGCUUCAGGCACCACGGGACUUUUUUCUGUCACAUUCCUGUGGCUUGCAAUGCUCCUGUCCUCGUUGUCUUGCAGCAGUGUCUCUUUACCAUGUUCUCUAACCCUGAAAACAGAGCUAGAAGCUCUGCGCCAUGAGCUGAUCUACAGGGUCCAGGCAAGGUCUCCGCUAGAGCAGCCAGCCGUCUCCCCUGAUGAUGAGAAAGCGGGUGCCCCUGUUUCUUCCUUCCUGCCCUCUGCAGCUGGUGCCAGGCAGGAGAACAAGCUUCCUGGCCAUAGCCCAGCUGAAAGUUUCCGAAAGGAAAUCUCGAAUGGGAGCAGAAACAGGGGGAGAAGGUCUGUCGUCCACACGGAGGAAACAGUGCUGCAGGCCUGCUUGCAACUGAUCGCUGACAGCAAAAGUGAUAUCCAACAGAAAGAUGAUUCAAGCAUUGUCCCUUGGCUUCUGAGCUUUAAACGUGGAACAGCUCUGGAAGAACAUGGAAAUAAAAUAGUGAUCAAAGAAACAGGAUAUUUUUUCAUAUAUGGCCAGGUUUUAUAUACAGAUACAACAUUUGCUAUGGGACAUCUAAUACAGAGGAAGAAGGCCCAUGUGUUUGGUGAUGAUCUGAGCUUGGUGACAUUAUUUCGCUGCAUACAAAAUAUGCCACAGUCUUAUCCGAAUAAUUCUUGCUAUACUGCUGGCAUUGCAAAAUUAGAAGAAGGGGACGAACUUCAACUUACAAUACCACGAAGAAGAGCCAAAAUAUCCUUGGAUGGCGAUGGUACUUUUUUUGGUGCAGUCAGACUCUUCUGAAGUUCUUCGUUUCUGUUAUUAUGCUUAGUGCAGUUUUCUUCUUUUCCAAUGCAUUUUUCAGGAAAAAAAAUUGAAUUUUAAUAAAGCUGCCAAUUCAGUCUCUCUCCCACACCACCAGCUUCUGAAACCUUUUCUUCAGUUUAAUAAGCAAACCCAAAACAGGAAACACACCAGACGUACUUGUGAGAUAAAAAUGUCAUGUGAUUACCAGAAAGCCAAUUUAUUUUAGACAAUGGGAGACUCUAAACAACAGCUGUAAAGAUAUGGUUUUUGGCUUUGAAGUAAUUUCUUGUCCGUGAAGCAAAUCAAAGAAGAGUUGACCACAAAGUAUAGCAUGAGCAGGACCAUUUUAUUAUCCAGAAAUGGAAAACUAAAACACAAGUGCAUUUUCAUUUUCUUUAUUUCAUCAAAAAAAAAUAAAGUAAAAAAUUUGAAGCAUAAAGGAUGAGGAAGAAUCAUCAAGCACUAGAUUGCCUAUCAUGAUAUGGUGGUGUCAGCUGGUUUCUGUUUAUUUAUUUUUGUUUGUUUUUCUUUGACAUUGAGAUUUAUUUGGGAAGGAAAGUCUAAAUGUACAGGAUAAUUAAGUGAACUCCUCAGAAGUAUAUAGAAUAGUAGCCACUGGCUUGCUUAUCCUCUGUGGACAAAAGAUAUAUACAUUACUAAAGUCUAUUAGUAUUUACUGAUUACAAUUAGUUUUACUGGAAAAUGGACACAUAAGAUGUUUUGAUAGCUCAAUCUUCAAAGUAUUGCUACCCAUCAAGGAAUACGUGCAUGUAAACAAGGCAGGCAUAGAAAGAAAUGUAAUGAAAUUAGACACAAUAUAGCAGGUAUAAUUGGAUUUCUGACUUCAUAAUUUCUGCAGUCAUAUAUAUAUAUGUUGUGUAUAUACAAUAAAUAUAUAUAUGUGAAAGUAUAUGCACACACAUUUGAGUCUUUGACACUUUUUUAUAGGAUUUUGUCUUCUUUUGAACAGAUUAAUCUAUGGAAACAUUGUCGCAUACAUAUUUGUCGUAUUUCUCUUGCUUUUGCUAUGAUCCAUUCUACAAAAUACAGUAAAAAGAAAAAUCCAACAACCCUGAACCAACCAUAAAGUAAUUAAAAAUAUACUUUUGUAUCCCAGAAAUCUGGACUCAAUUCCUAGGAUAACUGUAGGGUUUUUUGUUUGUUUGUUUGUUUUGAGCAAUUUUAAAUAUGUUGUUCAAAUCUGUUUUAAACAAACAAGCAAACAAAAUAGACCUGUAAAAGGACUAAGUAGAUUUUCUUUUCUUCUGUUUCUUUGCUUUUUUCACUCAGAUUUAUUUCUUUCCCCACCCAAGAAUCCAAGUGUACUGCUUCUAAUAGGGUGGUCAAAGCUUUUAGGAGAUACUGUAAUGAAAAAAAUAAAUACUUAUUCCACUGAGCAACAAAGAAGUAUGGAAAUGCUACUGAGGUAGAUAAAAUAUUUAAAACCACAGGAAUGAACUGUGCUUAAUUUGAAAAAAAAAAUGAGUCUGAGAAUUGUGUCAUAUACGCUCAUUCAGUAAAGAAAAGGCGCUUUGUAUGUUGCAGUCUCCUCGUAUCUUUUUAGAAAUAGUGCUGUUUGGUUUGAUUGAGUUCUUAUGGUAAUAGACAAUAAAUAAAAGUGAUAUAGGGCUAGGAAUUAUUGACUAUGGUAAACUGAUGAAACAAUUCAACUUCUCCAUGCUUCAGAAAGACAUUUCAGCAAUGAGGAUAUGUGCACUGGAUUACCACACUGGGAUUUUUGUGAGGCUUAACUAAGGUUUCAGAAUGUCUGGAAGUCCUCCUUCUACAAAUACUUUAAAAUAUUUGUUCUUUAUUUAUGUGACCUGGAGGCAAAACUGAAAUUUGUUAUUACUGUUAGUAGUAGUGGUAUUUUGUAACUUUGAUGUGCUAAGUUUGCCACAAAGAUAUCUUAAAUCCUCUACUGGAGACCUCAGUUUAGCCAAAGUUUGUGUGAGGCCCUGUAGAUAAAAGAAUUAUUAGCAUGCAGUGAGUUGACUCCUAUUACUGAAGUAUAUUAAAGAGGUGACCAGAAUCUCU
This is a messenger RNA of Cygnus olor (mute swan), 3132 nucleotides long. RefSeq names its product TNF superfamily member 13b (gene TNFSF13B). Gene Ontology annotation, cellular component: membrane. Gene Ontology annotation, biological process: immune response. Lineage: Eukaryota; Metazoa; Chordata; Aves; Anseriformes; Anatidae. The record is from RefSeq and is a predicted model, not a curated record. Gene Ontology annotation, molecular function: receptor ligand activity; tumor necrosis factor receptor binding.